AGCGGAAGUGAAGCAGGUUUCCUGACGGAUCAGCGGUUAACAGCUUCGAUCAGCAGCUAACUAGCAGUUCAACCAGUUUCCAGGAGGACCAGACCACCGGACAGAAGUCACCAUGACAGCCGCUCCCUACAACUACUCCUACAUCUUCAAGUACAUCAUCAUCGGAGAUAUGGGCGUCGGGAAGUCAUGUUUGCUUCAUCAGUUCACAGAGAAGAAAUUCAUGGCCGACUGUCCUCACACCAUCGGCGUGGAGUUUGGGACCAGGAUCAUGGAGGUCCACGGUCAGAAGGUGAAGCUGCAGAUCUGGGACACGGCGGGUCAGGAGCGCUUCAGGGCCGUCACCAGGUCCUACUACCGGGGGGCGGCGGGGGCCCUCAUGGUCUAUGACAUCACCAGGAGAAGCACCUACAACCACCUGAGCAGCUGGCUGACCGACGCCCGGAACCUGACCAACCCGAACACGGUGAUCAUCCUGAUCGGGAACAAGGCGGACCUGGAGGCUCAGAGGGACGUGACGUACGAAGAGGCCAAGCAGUUCGCCGAGGAGAACGGUCUGCUGUUCCUGGAAGCCAGCGCCAAGACAGGAGAGAACGUAGAGGAGGCGUUCCUGGAGGCGGCCAAGAAGAUCUACCAGAACAUCCAGGACGGCAGUUUGGACCUGAACGCGGCCGAGUCCGGCGUCCAGCACAAGCCGUCGGCGCCGCAGAGCGGCCGGCUCAACACCGACAGCCAGCCGGCCAAGGAGGGCUGCAGCUGCUAGCUUCAGAACCGGACCGGUACCGGACCCGACCGGCACUGCCACGCAGAGCCACAACCGGUUCCAUCAGAACCCAAAUCACUGAUCCAAUCAGCUUCACUAAAUCAUGUCUCUGAUCCCCCUCUGGUACCAGAACCAGUCUAGCUCAGAAUCCGGACCCGUCUCAGAACAAAAGACCAGACCUCAGUCCGAUCAGAACCAAAGCCGGGUCACUAGGGACUCCCAGCUGAACCCAGAAGGUUCUCCGGUACCGCUCCACAUCCACAUGUCAGACAUGUAAAACAGAACCAGGUCCCAAACCGGGCUGUCCAGAUCCCAAAAAUCAGAACCAUCUGGAUUUCCAUCCGGGUCGAUCCAGAACCUUUUGAACCACAAAUUCUGGGUUUUCUGACUGGUUCCGAGUUUCUUUUGGUUCUGGUCUCGACCCGGGUUUGGCGACUCCAGAUGUUUAUUCAAUUUAAUAAUAAAAAUAAAAAAUAAUCGUCCUGGUUCUGAAAGUCCAACAUCCAGUCGAUACACCCAGAUUCCGGGUCGCUGGUUCUGCUGCAGCACAGAACAGAGAAUAACGAUAAUAAUGAGUUAUUAUUAAAAUAUUAAUUAAAAUAAUAUUUUAUAAAAUCAACUUCAAUUGGACUCUUCCAGAACCAACUAACAGGCCCGGUUCUGCUGUGAGCCCAGAUAACAUCGGAUCAGGAAGAACCAGAACCGGAUCUUUAAUGAAAUGGUUUUAGCCAAAUGAUUCCUGGCGGCGCCCCCCGGUGGCCGGAGUGGAACCUGCUUAAAGCCAUUGCAGUUCACUGAUCGGAUCGCUUCAAGACCGGGUUCUGGUUCUCCCAGACGGGCCGACAUUUACUGGACUUCUGGAAAUAAAAACCGGAUGAAUCUUAAAAGUGCGUCUCACUGACAGGAAUCUGACCUUUGACCUGCUGUGGCUUUUUUGGAUCCAGUUUCCCAUAAGGAACCGGUUCAGUUCUGACCCAUCACUCCCUUUUGACCCAGCUGAUUCAGUUUUGAUCCGGUUCUGACCCACUGAUCCAGUUUUGAUCCAGUUCUGAUCCAGUUUUGAUCCGGUUCUGACCCACUGAUUCAGUUUUGAUCUGGUUCUGACCCACUGAUCCGGUUUUGAUCUGGUUCUGGUGCCUCUCAGGUCCAGUUUUGCGUAUCCGGGGAACUCUCUGCUGAUUGGACGCUCAGCUCCUCCUCCAUGUUUUUAUAACGCAGCUUCCUCCUCCUCCUCUUCCUCAGUCUCAUCAUCAGAACAGUGAGGUCAUCUUCAUCAUCCUCCUCCUCAUCAUGAACUUCCUUCUCAGCACUUUAGUUUGUCGGGACCAAAGAGUCGGAAGGUUUCUGGAAAAGUUCUGUUGGUUCUGCCGCCUUAAAGCUUCGCUCACCAAAGGAAAACAGAAGCAUGACAUGACUACACUAACCACGGCCCGCCAGCAGGGGGCGCACACAGACCGCCGCGCUCUGGCUGCAUCAUGAGCUGCACAUUUCUUCUCUGUUUUUGAUUUUCUGUCGGCUGGCGCCUCCAUGGAGCUUCUCAUGAUUCUUUUAUUUAUAUGAAAUUGUUCUGAUUCUUCUUCAGCUGUGACUCAUUAAACCGCGGGGACUCAGUUAUUUGUAAAUAAAGUAUAAAUACUGUAUGUUACAA
Molecule: messenger RNA, 2408 nt
Organism: Poeciliopsis prolifica (blackstripe livebearer)
Lineage: Eukaryota; Metazoa; Chordata; Actinopteri; Cyprinodontiformes; Poeciliidae
Product: ras-related protein Rab-14-like
Exons: 8
Coding region: 113-760 (215 amino acids)
Biological process (GO): defense response to bacterium; endocytic recycling; Golgi to endosome transport
Cellular component (GO): Golgi apparatus; trans-Golgi network; recycling endosome
Molecular function (GO): GTP binding; GTPase activity
Source: RefSeq, a predicted model, not a curated record